Dendronephthya gigantea is the source of this 632-nucleotide messenger RNA. RefSeq lists its product as uncharacterized. Bases 12 to 632 code for a protein of 206 amino acids. Lineage: Eukaryota; Metazoa; Cnidaria; Anthozoa; Malacalcyonacea; Nephtheidae. The record is from RefSeq and is a predicted model, not a curated record. The transcript has 2 exons.
UAACCUUGCUAAUGUUCGAAAGUGCAAAAAAGAAUGAAGGAAUGGUUGAUCAGAAAUUAUUCAAGACCGCAAAAAGGUACGGUUUUGAUAGUGUAUAUUUUGACGAAUGCAGCAUCCAGUUGUUGGAGAAUUAUAUAAAGUACGUACGACCCCUCCUAACGCCAACUUGCGAGUAUGUGUUGGUAAAUCGAAAUGGAAAACAAUUUCAGAAACUUACAGGUGUUUUCAGUGUUUUGGUGUUUGAAGCUAUUGGUAAAUACAUUCACCCUACUAGAUACAGACAGAUUAUCGAGACGGGAAGUGCACAGGUUCUUUUACCAAACGAACAGAAAUGGAUAUCUGAAGACCAAAAGCAUAGCUCUAACGUUGCACGUGUUCACUAUCAAAAGAAAAGAUCUCGAGAAGUAGCGAUGAGAGGACGCCAGUGCAUGCAAAAAUUACUUCACAGGAGUGUUCGCUUUAAAUCUAAAGAAGACAAUUGUAUACGACUGGGCAUUGCGAAAUUUGGUUUACGUUGGACAACGAUAUUACGCGAUCCUGAAUAUCAUUUUAAUGCAUGUCGUGUUCCAAAUAGUUUAAGAAAAAGGGCUGAAGACUUAAAAUUAGUGUGCCCUCUUAAUGUACAGCGUUAA